AUGGCUACGAACAGUGACGCAGCGCGCUUGUUGGAACUUGCAGCGUCUAUUAGCAAGUCAGCCCAAGAAUUGCAUGACGCUCUCGCGUCCAAUGCGUCUCCUUUUCCAUCCCUCGACGAAGAUGCGCAACCUAUAGUGCUGACCGGGGGGGCCUUGGCCGCGCGAGAUGCCAUUCUCGAUGCUGCGUCUGAGUUUUAUGACCGCCUACUCGAUCCUUUUACUUUGUUAUUCCGGAGAGGUGCGCAUAAUAACAUGGUCAGUCUGCAUGCCAUUAGCCACUUCGGUAUCGCUGGCUUGGUUCCUGUCGGCGGACAGACCACAGUCAAAUCCAUUUCUGAGUCCAUCGGUCUAGGUGAGGAUAUCGUGCGGCGCAUUCUUCAACAUGCAAUUAGCAUGCGUAUCUUUAGUCAGCCCGAGCCGAGUGUGAUUGCCCACACGAAGGUGUUGAGAUUUCUCGUCGCCCAGGAAAACAGAGACUGGUUGAGGCUACAAGCCGAGGAAAUGUGGCCCCCUGCAGUCAAGAUGCUCGACGCUCUCCGGAAAUGGCCGGGUUCUGAGGAACCGAACGAAACGGCAUUUUCCCUCGCAAACAACACCAACGGCUCAAUAUAUGACGCUAUUGCAAAUGAUCCCGACCGCGCCGUCCGUUUUGGGAGCGCCAUGAAGGCUGCAUCGGCACAGGAGGACUAUGUAGGCCACUUACUCGACCAUUACGACUGGGCAUCCCUGGGGCCAGCGCAGGUCGUGGACGUCGGCGGGUCAGACGGCCACACAGCCUACGCGCUGGCACGGCGGUUCCACAAGCUCCAAGUCGUGGUGCAGGACAUGAGCCCGCCGCCGGAUGAGGUGGUGGCGGCGGCAGGCAGCAGCGACGACAACAACAAGGACAAUGGCGCCGCCGGGCGCGUGCGGUUUAUGGCGCACGACUUCUUCCAAACCCAGACCGUAGCCGCUGAGGUCUACCACUUUCGUCGCGUCAUGCACAACUGGUCCGACAAGUACUGA
Pestalotiopsis fici W106-1 is the source of this 1005-nucleotide messenger RNA. RefSeq lists its product as uncharacterized. Gene Ontology annotation, molecular function: O-methyltransferase activity. Lineage: Eukaryota; Fungi; Ascomycota; Sordariomycetes; Amphisphaeriales; Sporocadaceae. The record is from RefSeq and is a predicted model, not a curated record. Bases 1 to 1005 code for a protein of 334 amino acids. The transcript has 4 exons.